Messenger RNA from Poecilia latipinna (sailfin molly), 1725 nucleotides. It is a transcript of the gene agt, whose product is annotated as angiotensinogen. The record is from RefSeq and is a predicted model, not a curated record. The coding region runs from base 136 to 1521 and encodes 461 amino acids. Gene Ontology annotation, molecular function: serine-type endopeptidase inhibitor activity. Gene Ontology annotation, biological process: regulation of systemic arterial blood pressure by renin-angiotensin; regulation of apoptotic process. Lineage: Eukaryota; Metazoa; Chordata; Actinopteri; Cyprinodontiformes; Poeciliidae. The transcript has 7 exons.
UGGUUAAUGUGUAACCACCGCUGCUGACCAGCUGGACUUAAAUAAAGCAGCAGAGAUCUGGGAUCCUCAUUCUGAACCUCACUCAGUCACUGCGGACACACAAGAGAGAGAACCGUCUUAGCAACAGAAGACAAAAUGCAGAAGCUACAUCCACUUCUUCUAGCGGCCCUGGCGUGUUGCUGGAUCUCCGGAAGCCAAGCCAACCGCGUCUACAUUCACCCCUUCCACCUUUUUGCCGUCGACAAUGUCAGCUGUGAGACUCUGCAAGGCUCCGCCGUGAAGCCUCUCGAAACCGUCGCCGUGGAGGCCCUCGAUGUUGAGGUUUUGACCCCCGACAGCAGGGACUUGUCAAGCCUGGAUGCACAGACGCAGAACAUGACAAAGAGGAUGGCAGUCCUGGCUGGCCUGCUGAACCCUCUGGGUCUGAGGAUGUACCAUGCCUUCAGCAGAAAGCAGAACAACACCGUCUUCUCUCCGGUCAACACUUAUGGGUCACUUGUUGCCUUCUACCUCGGAGCUUCUAAGAAGACGGCACGCUCGUUUCAGGAGUUUCUAGGCCUCAGUAGCGGCACCGACAGAGAGGACUGUGUGUCUUUAGUAGACGGACAUAAGAUCCUCAGUACACUGCAAGACAUUAACUCUCUGGUGGACGAUGGGUCUGGAGAUGAAAUCACCACUCGGGUCUGGGCCUUCGCACGGAGCGACGCUCAGCUAUCGAGAGACUUUAUUCAGGGAACACAAGACUUCUCCGACAAAUCGUUUAUCCGAGGCGUGGACUUCUCCAAGCACGAGGAGGCGGAAACACUGGUGAACAGCUUUGUGGAGAAAACGUCCGACGGGAAAUUGACGAAUGUCUUCAAAGGCCUGAACCCAAGCAGCAACUUUCUCUUCAUCUCAUCCUUCAGUUUCAAAGGCAACUGGAUGGCAGCUUUCCAACCCGAUAAGAUCUCCAUGGAAGAGUUUCAUGUGGACGAAACGACAAAAGUAACGACUUCAACCAUGACGCGCACUUAUAACUACCACUACCUGAAUGACAAGGUGAAUAGGUGCACUGUUGUGAAGCUGCCUCUCAGUAAACAGAGCCACAUGUUGCUCAUGCUACCUCACGAAGGAACAACGCUCGGUCACGUAGAGAACAAACUGCUCGCCAGCUUCAUGGGCGGCUGGCACAAGAACCUCCGGGAAGGUUUGUUGGAGCUGUCCCUCCCUAAGUUCUCCCUGUCCUCUGUGAUUGACAUCCAUGACCUGCUGUCCACCAUGAACACCUCUCUGGGGUCCACGCUCUUGGGCUCCCAGGCCGAGUUCAGCCGCCUCAGCAACACCAGCCCUUUCUCCGUAGACAAGGCCAUGAACAACGUGAUGUUUGAGAUGUCAGGAGAAGCUGCAGAACCUCAGGCCGGGCCUACAGAAGCAGGCGUCGCUCUGAAGCUGUCCAUCAACAGACCGUUCUUUUUCUCCGUUAUAGAGGAGCAUUACGAAUCGAUCCUGCUGCUGGGAAAGAUCACCAACCCUACCCUCUAAAGAUGUUUGAUACUGAACAGAAGAUGACCGGACCGUCAAAGUGCUGCUGUGUCUGAAAGAAAUUACCAGACAGCAUAGACGAGAGAUGAAGCUACGGCUUUGUCUCUUUCAGCAUUAAAACAGUGUUAUGGUUACUCAAGGUCAGCACACAGAAAGUUACUGGAAUCACUGGAGGUCUCGUUGUAGUAUUUAUGGAUAGACUUC